Molecule: messenger RNA, 3120 nt
Organism: Megalopta genalis
Lineage: Eukaryota; Metazoa; Arthropoda; Insecta; Hymenoptera; Halictidae
Source: RefSeq, a predicted model, not a curated record
GCGUUCGUCGAGUUCGUCGUCGAGUUCGUCGGCAGUCGUGCUCGCGAGAUUCGGUCGAUUCGUUCGCGUCGACGCGACGGGGCCUCGCCAGUUGCUCCACGAAAGGGAAUUCGCGUCGUUUAUCGCGUCGUCCCCUAUUGCGUUCCGCCGUUGACACUCUCUCGGCCGGCCGGCACCUCGGCCAAAAACGUAGCUCCGUACACGUUCUAUUCUAUCGAAAUAAUUGUAAUUGGCCCAUUACGUCGAUCCGACCGUGCAGGGUCGGAUGGGCGUUUUGUUCGUUGUUCGCCGUCGUCGGGUCACCGGGUUGUUGGGUUAAAGGUGCAACGGAUCUCGUGUACACGCUCGAUAUUCGAUCGGUGACGCGAGCCAGAGGCCGAGGUCGCGUGCGAGGGUGAGGUCGAGGACGAGGGUGAGACACCGGACGAGCGGAUCCAUGCACGUAGCCGAUUGGGUAUCACGGAGCUCCGUCGAGAUAGCAUGAACGAUGAUUGCCGGCUGGUAUCUCGUAAACACCGCGAUAUCAGAAUCGAGAUGGUGCACGAAGAAAGGUGAAUCAUUCAGGGAGCUGGACGACGAGACGAUGCGUGUCCCGAAACCUCGGUCCCGGCUCAUCGAGUACGUGUGUCGGCGGCACGGCCUGAUGAUGCUGUUGCUGCUGUCGAUCGGUGUCCUGACGAGCAUCAUCUACGUCGCCUCCUCCGCCGAGGACUAUGCGUUCGAGCAACGGCACCCGAAUUAUUACAAAUGGUACAACGCCGGGGAAGAAACGAUGGACGGCUUUCUGGUGUGGAACCCGCGUUGCCAGAUGCCGGCGAAGGAGCCGAUCGACCCCGUGAUCCGGCCGUAUUUCAAGAAGGAGAAAUUCGAGAACUGCUCGGCCGAGGUACCGUUCACAGGAGUUUUCCGCGACGAAAACGGCACCGUGAUUCUCUUCGUGGACUCCGCGACGCUCCGGCCCGGCACGCAGUGUUGCUGGUCGGCCGUGUUGAGGGCAACCAACCCCAAGACGGCCGCCAACGACACGCACUCGCGACCGCCGAGGCGGGCACCGCCGCACCACCGUACGACCACCAAGCCGAAGAGCCGCAAGGAGAACGUCGACUCGUCGAUCGUGGUGAAACAAUGCGAGAACAUCGACGAACGCACCGCGCUGCCCGAGGGCAUCGAGGCCGCGAUGGUCGCCUGCACCCAGAAGUCCUCCGGCAAGACGAUCUACCGGAACGUGCACGCUGUGAUCGGCCUGGACAAGGUGCGCGACCGUUUCCAACGCAACGAGACCACGACCGCGGCCGCCGGAUCGCUGUCGAGGAAGCUGAGCAUCCUGAUGAUGGGCAUCGACAGCGUCAGCCGCCUCAACUUCCUGCGCAGCGCGCCCAACACCGAGAAGUACCUGCGCGAGACCGGCUGGGUUCGCUUGGACGGCUACAACAAGAUGGCCGACAACACCUUCCCGAACCUGAUGGCGAUCCUGACCGGCCAGAGUCUCGCAGACGCCUACGCGAAAUGCAAGCCUACCGUUCCUUACGGCCUCGACCGGUGUCCCUUUCUCUGGCGGAACUUCCGCCAGGCGGGCUACGCCACGGCCUACGGCGAGGACGAGACCGCCCUGAAUACCUUCAACUACCUGAAGGUCGGGUUCAUGGACCCGCCGACCGAUUACUACCUUCGACCCUACAUACUCGCCUGCGAGAAGCUGCUCAAAUCGAGAAAGAGGUUCGGCCUAAAGUACUGCACCGGGCCCGAGAUCAGCUUCGACAGGAUCCUCGACUACGCGGUCGAUUUCGCGCGAACAUUCCUCGGCCUGCCUUACUUCGGCUUUUUCUGGACGACCAGCGUCAGCCACGACAACUCGAACGGAAUCUCGUCGAUGGACGGCCGGCUGCUCGGCAAGUUCAAGCUUCUGGAACGCGAGGGCGUGUUGAACGACAGCAUGGUCGUGUUCCUGAGCGACCACGGGAUGCGGUGGGGCCCGAUCAGGAACACGUACGUCGGCUGGUACGAGGAGAGGCUGCCGUUCCUCUACAUCUGGCUGCCCGAGUGGCUCCGCCUGGAACGGCCGGACGCGUACUCGUCGCUGCGCGGGAAUCAGCAUCGGCUCCUUUCACCGUUUGACCUCUACCAGACCCUCAGAGAGGUCUUGAGCUGGUCCGGCGGCCAAGCGAAUCCGCCGCCGGGUUGCGCCGACUGUCGGAGCAUGCUCGGCCCAGUCCCGUACGAGAGAGGCUGUUCAGACGUCGGAAUAUCCUCGCACUGGUGCGCUUGCACCACCUUCGAUCGCGCGAACUCUCGCGACCCGAUCGUCGAGCAGGGCGCCGCCGUGUUUGUCGAUCACGCGAACAAGCGCAUCUCGGCCUACAAGGACAAGAAAGGCAGGCAACUCUGCGCCAAGCUCCGACUGAAGAGGAUCAUGCGGGUGAACAAAGCGGUCGAGAUGAACGACUCGAACGUUCUCGUCUACUUCUAUCUGCUCCAGCUGUUGCCCGGCGACGGCAAGUUCGAGGUGACCGUGCGUUACCACGAGAACGCUACCUACACCGUGACCGAUCACGAAGUCAGCAGGCUCGACUCGUACGCCUCCUCGGCGAAGUGUUUGGACCGCGGGUACAAAUUGUACUGUCACUGUCUCAGAUAGGAGACCCGGAGAAAGAGAGAGAGAAGCUCCCCGAACCUUCGAUUUGCCAACGAGUACCAAAGUGCCAAAUUCGAUUGGCGCGUGUGCGUGCUCGCGCGAGCGCGCGUUCUCGUGUCCGUGUCUCGAGACCCCGUCCACCGUCGAAAAGAAUCGUCGAGCAUAUCUGAAGAUCUUCAUAUCUUCGUUUAACCCUAAGAGCCUAGAUAUACAUAUAACGUAUUUACAAUUGCAAGCGAGCGAGCGAGCGAGCGAGCGAGCGAGCAAGCGCGCGCGCGCGCGCGUGCACCGCGACGCCCGCGAUACCGGCAGAGAGAAUAUAUUUUACUACGUCUUUAGUCGUUCUCUAUUAGCAACGAUGGCGCGCAACGACAAAAUGAUAAAAAAAACUCCAACAGAGUAUAAUAUAGAAUCGUUUAUAGGGACCGCGUCGUUUGCGUUUCAAAGCGACGCGUGUACAAGCAAUAAAACAUUUUUUGCAAGCAAAA